Messenger RNA from Oryctolagus cuniculus (rabbit), 6205 nucleotides. RefSeq names its product protein CutA homolog. Gene Ontology annotation, biological process: response to metal ion. The record is from RefSeq and is a predicted model, not a curated record. Lineage: Eukaryota; Metazoa; Chordata; Mammalia; Lagomorpha; Leporidae. Gene Ontology annotation, molecular function: copper ion binding.
CCUUCCGGGUUUUGGCUUCGGUUGCUAGGGUCCGCCUCCCACGCUUUGGGUGUCUGUAGUGCCGGGUAGGCUACCGUAGUCCGGCAAGCAUCGCGAGAAGUCGGUUACGGCCGAGUCAAAGGUCGCCGGCGGUUUCUGGUCUGGCGGAGGGUGGUUGUCUGUGGGGCGCUUCUCGGUUGGUCACGAGAUGGGCUUUGCAGUUUGUUUGCGUGUUUGGCACCCGGUCAGAAGCCCGGCGUGCGGAGCAGAGGAUGUGGACCCACCGGCAGUUGAACGGCCUUGCGGGAGACCCCGGACCCCCAAAGCAGUCUCUAGUCCGCGGAGGGAGCGGCAGUGGAGACCACCCCAGGCCGAGCGGAGGCCUUGGGGGGAGCCUUGAUCCCGCCUGGGGGGCAAGCAGGAUGGGAAUUCUAGAGAAGCUGGGCGAAGGCGUGAGUGGUGCGGACUUGGGCAUCUUUUUAGCCAUGAGUCGACCGUGCGCACGAUUCAGGAAUGCCAUUCGGGGCAACAUGGAGAAUGGCCAUACGCUUCAAGAGGCUGUGCAUUCCCUGGGAUGAAAACGGCCUCAACCCGAGUGGAUGAGCGGACCAGGAAGGCGCCCUCCGAGGCGAAGAUCAUUUGCAGCCAGAUCAACUGCAUUUGUAGGCAUCUCGUGGAAAUCAUUGGCCGGGGCACUCCGGAUAAUGCCAACAGGGGAUGGUUGGAAAAGCCAAAAUCGCUACUGUCUGCGGAAUAAGAGGGUGCUGGUAAUUACAUGCUGAGUCGGCACCCAGUUAUACCAAGGAGCUGGAGAGACUGCCCCGAACCAAAGGCUGGUCGUUGGUCUUCGGAACUAUGAAGAUCUGCCUUGCAUGCCUGCAAAGCCCCAAAACUCAAGAGAAAUUUGCAUAGCUAACAAUGUAAUGACAGGGCUAGGGCCACGGCUGAUGAAUUGCUUUGUCAGACGCUUUGCUAGGAAGCGGAAGUGUCUUUCAAGAAUGUAUAGUUCCAAGGAGUGAAACAGGUAAUUUCAGUAAACAUGGAGGUUGUGGACUGGCCAUCUGCAGGCCCGAUCGGGUUAACAGAUGCGUUUUGUUUGGAUCUGCUCAGUUUAAAACGAUUUUGAAUUAGUGUCAAGCAUUUCCCCUUUUUUAAGUUCUAAUUCACAUACAAUAAAAGUCACCUGUAGAAGUGUUCAGUUGGUUGGAAUUUGUAAUACUUAAUGUACCCAUAGCCACCAUAAGAUGCAGAACAGUUCUUUCAGUUUACUUACGUCCCUUUGCAAUCAGUCCCCCCAUUGUCAUUGUUUUUAUUUAUUUUUAAAAUACUUAUUAGCGAGUGUUUGCUCUUAUUCAUUGGUCCCUUCCCCCAAGUGCCCCCAAGGGCCAAAGCCAAGAGCCGGAACUCAGUCCAGGUCUCCUGUGUGGAUGGCAGGAACCCAGUUACUGGAGCCUUCAACACUGCCCCCCAGGGUCUGCGUUAGCAGGAAGCUGGAGCCAGAUACUGAACCCAGGCACUCUGGUGCGAACUUGUGCCAUCUUAACUGCCAGGCCAAAUGCCUGCCCCUGUUACUGCUUUUAAAUUCAGGUGUUUCACAUUGAAAAGUGGGAUUAAGAAUUUGGAAACCUUGGCAACGGUGCACUCUGCACUCCCAAAGGGCUACAGGUGUGUUGCUGCUUUUACUGUUUGUUUGCAGCUCCCCAUGGUUCACGUUAACUGCUUCAACCUCAGUGUUUGCCAGGUGCCUUGGGAGGGGAGGACGGUGGGAAAGCCUACCCAGAACAGUUGACCUGGGAAGGGGAAUGGGUUCACCAGGGAGAAAAGUAGGGCGCAAGCGUGUUCCAAGGCGAGGAGGAUUUCAAGGGAGAUCCAGAUGGGAGUCUGGGGAGCGGAGAGGCAGCCGUGUGCCUCACUCGUUUGUUUUCGUUGAUGGGCUGGGCUCUUGGAGUCGGAUGAGUUUUGUUUGUGUGCGGCGAUUUCUGAAGGUCUUGUGUUGUAAGAAAAGUUUUCUAUUUGUACAUUUUCGAGGAUUUUAUGAUUUUGUUUGAGUGGGAAGCGAAAAUAAUAUAUUCUUUGCAAGGGUUGUAGGUCUACCUGGGCUGUGAGUUCCCAGGGAGAGGAGUGCCCCGAGGAAAUUCCUCUUUGUGGGCCCCCUCUGCAGUCUUGGGCAGGCUGGGCUGGCUGGGCCCGGCGCCGGGGGCUGGCAGCGCGGUUUGGGGCGGGGCGGAGCAGGCAACAGGUGGUGUUAGGAGAGGGCAGUUAAGGCCCGCAGUGCCCGCCCACCAGCCGCACCUCGCGGGAGACAGUAAUUCGAGGCGGCUGGGUCUCUGAACUACCAGCGGCGCCAUGGAGUGGCUGAGCUCAUGGUACCCUCAGCCAGGCUGUCCGCGGCCGUCUGUCCUUAUAUGUCUGCUGAUCCUGACCACUUCCUUCCUGACGUACCCCACGCUCAGGACCAUUGGUCUGCAGCUGCACUCAGCCAUCACCGGCAGCUAUGUCUCUGGCACACACUCCGUUGUCUUUGUCAACUGUCCGAACGAGCAAAUUGCCAAAGACAUUGCCAGGGCGAUACUGGAUAAGAAGCUGGCUGCCUCUGUGAACAUCCUGCCCAAAGCUGCUUCACUGUACUUCUGGAAGGGAGAAAUAGAAGAAGCCACUGAGAUCCUGUUGUUAAUAAAGACAAAGACUUCCAAGGUUUUCAUGCUGUCCAGCUACGUCAGGUUGGUCCAUCCUUUUGAAAUCCCAGAGGUCUUCAGUCUUCCCAUGGACCAAGGAGAUGUACAGUAUUUAAAGUGGCUUGAGGAGGGUAUGGAGGAAGACUGAGUGGGAGAAGCUUCUGCGUAUGCCACUGGCUACAUCGGCUCUAGCCUUCAUCAGCUAUACUCUGGGGAAUAGAGGCCUCUUGUUGGCUCCCAGCACCUCUGGACUCCAGGUUCCUGUCAGCACAGAGGCGCUAACCAACCUGUGGAGGCUGAAGGCCCAAGGCUGCUGAGGCUGGAAGAGAAGGCUGGGCCAGUCAGGCCAAUCAAGAACCCAGGGGAACUUGUCUCUGAGUGCUUCAUGCUUACACGUGGCCAGAGGGUGGGAAGGCAAGGAUGGCUCUGUGUAGAGACAGACCGCAGGGAGGUAGCAGGGAGGGGAAGUUUGUUGUCUUUAGUCACUGGCCUACCUUGAGUGCCUAGGGUAUGUUUACCUUCUUGUUUUUCUGGGGAAGAAUGGGCCCUUGCUAAACCUGGAGGUGUAGGAUGAUCGUGUCUUUCUAGGGAAACUGGCAACUGCUUUCUUCAAGGAUGAAUUGCUAAUGGUGGAAUUUCAGGAAUGAAGAGUAGUCUUUGAGCUAAAGAGGCUCUGGUUGCUCCUAAGUCCUGCAGAGGUGGUCCUGGGAAUGGCUGGGGGAAUAUUAGAGCUGAGACACAGCCUCCCGGAUUGGAAAUUACGAGUUGACUCUUGUUCUGUGACUGCCAUCAGGAGAUGGUGAUGGAGAGGGAGGUUCUAAGGCUGCCCUACUAACCUUUUCCUUGGAGCACAGAAACAGAGCCCUGGAACCUGCUAGGCCAGUGUUUUCUGGGUUCCACAGAGCCCCAGGAGAUACUUUGGGGGCUGCCUGUGGAGGGAAGGGUCUGAGGUCUCCCAUCCAUAUUCCUACUGGUGCUCAUGUACCUUUUUAAAAACAUGUAUUGUGCUCACUUACAAAACCCGUUUUUAAAAAGUUUGUCAAAACUUUGUAAGCCACUGCUCUAAGCCACUCUCCAUGCGUAGGUUACUUGUGGAAACUGAACCACAGUGAGGCCCGUGGAUGGUGGUGUGUUGGGUGCACAUAGGCCAGCCAAAGUAGCUCACGCUGGUUCUGGGGUUCCCCUGUCCUGGCUCCACAGGCCUCUGGUGGGAGGGGAGGGAAGGUAGUGACUGCUGAGCCCCAAGCAGUGAGAAGACACUAGACCCAGGCCCUUCCAGAAUCCGUCACAGGUAGCUCUGUUCUGCAGAGAGUGGUCCUCGGGCAGCUGUGAUAUCCUGGGUUUCUCCUGAAGGGAAAGCAUGUGAGACAAGUGGUACCAGCCUCUGGUUCUGAUACCUGCCGUGCUUAUCCCCAAAUAACACAUGGGGUGGAACCCCAAGGGCCCAUCUGUGAAGAGCUUGUGGGGACUUGAGGCUGUGUGGGGCUGGGGCCAGGCCUUCAGGGGGCUGCCUCAGGGGAAGAAUAAGAACAGAGUGAUAAUGGUGGUGGGGUCCUUUGCUUUUUGUAACAGAUUAGCUUCUGAUACAUAGUCAUAUAAGUAUUGUGUAAACUACUUAAGAUGUACCAGGGACCCCAGAAAGGCCUGCCUCCCAGUGUGGUAGGUGGAUGGCUGCACUGUGCUGUGCCCGAAUGUCUGUCAGUUGCCUGCCGCAGGUGAGGCGUGGCUUCCCCUGUGGAAGGAAAUCUGCCUUGGUGUUUCUGUUAUCUGUGUGUGUCACAGUCAGAGCCGUAUCUGAAUCUAUCUGAGCUCUUGCAGAGGGUCUGGCAACAAACCCUGAUGUUUGAAGGAGUUAAACAAAUCUGUCUCUACAAGUACAUAAUUACCUUUAAAUGGUGGAAUAGGCAAAAUCCCACUUUUCCUUGAACUUUUUUCAUGUGGAACUAAUUUCAAAGGAGAUCGUGGUCUUCAUUGGUUCAUUUUCUGUGUUCAUUCUGCAUGUUAUUAGAAAACUGUUGGUGGCUUGCCUUUGCCUUGGCGACAUCAAGGUUGAUUAUUGAAGGAAAUGGGAAGGGAGUGGGGUAUUUACUAAACACUAGCUCUCUGCCCGUACCCUGCUAGGUUAAGGCUGUUGCAUAACACAGUGUUACCCUUAUUUACAGAUGAAACCUCAGAUCAGCCCGUAUGAGACUCUGAGGGGCAGAUCUAGACAUGAACCCAUGUCUGAUUCUCAGCCUCAUGCGCUUACUGCCUCUCUCUGAACGAGGCUGGGUAAGUCCCUUUGUAGGCCAGAGACCUGCCACAGCCAACUCUGCAGAAAGAGAGAUUAGAUCUUAAAGCAUCAACGUGUAGGUUGCAUUGUUUGCUCUUCCACAGAUUUGGAGUGGGGUAGUACCCACAUUCUACAGAUGAAGGAAUAGAUUUAGAAGCAUUCAGUAACCUUUAGGGUCAGCAUAACCCCGACGUAAGUGGUCUGGCCCCCCACUCAGAGUGGUGGUGUGGGAGCUGGCAUAGACCUGCACCAGUGUGUCCAAGUAGGAGUUGCUUUCCAGCACCUCUUAGAAGUAGGACUCAGAAUCCACAGGAAACCAGUUGAGGAAAUGAGGAAGGGCAUCAUGAUUAUCCCAUGAACACCAGUCUAUGAGCACAGAGAGGUGACUGGUUUGAAGGAAUCUUAUUUUCACCAAAGGAAUACCAAGAAGAGGGAACACCAGUAUGCCCAGUUGAAGGGAAGAGAACCAAGACAGGAGCAUGUGAGAGUGAAAUGGUCACUAGCUAUCCAUCAGUCUUGUUUUAGGUUGUUGUCCUGUCAUAGGUGUGUGUGUCUGGCCCUGUCUGCUAAUGGUAUGAACACUUUUGUACACAUAGGAUCCUUUAUACAGACUGUUCCUGUGUGCUGUAAGCAAAAUAAAUUGGCAACUUAGACACAUGACUGAUUGUAGACGCUGUUAUCCUUUCUAAGAUACAUGAAUAGGACAUUAUUUAAAUACCACCCAAUAAAUGUUCUCUGGCAUUUCCCAGUCUUUAAAUAUUAUAUGAAGGCUACACUUCUUUGUAAAUACUAAGCUUAAUAUGCCUAUUAAACAAGUUUUUUCAGAUAUCCAUGAUAAGGGGAAGAGUGAAGAAUGAAGUAUUUUAAGCUGUUUAAGCAGUUCGGGCAGUUUCUGCCAACUGCAGGUUCUUGUUCCUAAAUUCCAAAGGGAAGUGUUUGUUAUGGACUUGGAAACACUGACCUAGACCACAGAGCAGCAGGUACUGUCCAGCCUGGGAGGCCCCUGGUCUCGGCAGGGUCCACCCAGCUGCUCACUCUAUAGAGCAAGAAUUGGAACCCAGGUCUUCUGACACCUCAUGCCCUUCAAUGAUUUCAGCCCAGAGAAUAAUCCCAUUUGCUCCCUCUCCCCAAGAAUGGUUUUACUCCAAAGGCAGCUAAAAGGUUGAAAUAGGAGGAACAGGAGACAAAGCAGGAGCCAUCUUCAAUGAAGGGCAGCUGUUACUGACACACCCAGGCCCCUCACUGGGAGCUAACAGGAGGCUACAUUAUACCCAACACU